AUGUUCCCCACGUUCCCCCGUCCAGAAAAGCACCGCGGCAUCCACAAGGCACUCCACUUCCUCGUACGAGUGAACUCGAUCAACAACAUGUCAGAGAACAAGACGACAGUGAAGGUCGGCAUCAUGUCGGCCGAAGACGGCAGCAUCAAGGUCGUCGUCUUCUCCGCGCCGAAUCUGCCUCCGCUCCUCGGAGCCAAGGCGGCGAGCGGCGCCAAGAACGCACCCGUUGAGGACGUCACCGUGGCCGAGUCCGGCGCGGAGGCCCCCCUCGACGAGAGCAUCCUCAAGAAUGACCUGGCCGCAGAAGAGGCGACCGCCGCGGACACGGUCGACUCGGACCGGGCCAAGGGCGACGCCGACUGGAACGUCUCGACCGAGGAGCUUUCAGUGGAGAAGCCCGCCCCGGCGGGCAUCGACGAGUGGAGGACCCCCUCCCCGCUCCGCAAGAUCGAGCGCAAGGGCGAGUCCAACCUGGUCGACCGCUCCAAGAAGACCACCAAGAGCCUCACCCCGAUCGGCCGCGUCGACCCCAACGGCUUCGCGGCCCUGCUCGGAACGGACGUCAGCGAGGAAGACCUCGCUGGCGUCGGCUCCGGCAACGCGUUCGUCGACGACGCCCCGCCGUCGUCGACGACGCCCUCGGGCGCCGUCACCGUGGCCGAGUCCGGCGCGGAGGCCCCCCUCGACGAGAGCAUCCUCAAGAAUGACCUGGCCGCAGAAGAGGCGACCGCCGCGGACACGGUCGACUCGGACCGGGCCAAGGGCGACGCCGACUGGAACGUCUCGACCGAGGAGCUUUCAGUGGAGAAGCCCGCCCCGGCGGGCAUCGACGAGUGGAGGACCCCCUCCCCGCUCCGCAAGAUCGAGCGCAAGGGCGAGUCCAACCUGGUCGACCGCUCCAAGAUGACCACCAAGAGCCUCACCCCGAUCGGCCGCGUCGACCCCAACGGCUUCGCGGCCCUGCUCGGAACGGACGUCAGCGAGGAAGACCUCGCUGGCGUCGGCUCCGGCAACGCGUUCGUCGACGACGCCCCGCCGUCGUCGACGACGCCCUCGGGCGCCGUCACCGUGGCCGAGUCCGGCGCGGAGGCCCCCCUCGACGAGAGCAUCCUCAAGAUUGACCUGGCCGCAGAAGAGGCGACCGCCGCGGACACGGUCGACUCGGACCGGGCCAAGGGCGACGCCGACUGGAACGUCUCGACCGAGGAGCUUUCAGUGGAGAAGCCCGCCCCGGCGGGCAUCGACGAGUGGAAGACCCCCUCCCCGCUCCGCAAGAUCGAGCGCAAGGGCGAGUCCAACCUGGUCGACCGCUCCAAGAAGACCACCAAGAGCCUCACCCCGAUCGGCCGCGUCGACCCCAACGGCUUCGCGGCCCUGCUCGGAACGGACGUCGACGAGGAAGACCUCGCUGGCGUCGGCUCCGGCAACGCGUUCGUCGACGACGCCCCGCCGUCGUCGACGACGCCCUCGGGCGCCGUCACCGUGGCCGAGUCCGGCGCGGAGGCCCCCCUCGACGAGAGCAUCCUCAAGAAUGACCUGGCCGCAGAAGAGGCGACCGCCGCGGACACGGUCGACUCGGACCGGGCCAAGGGCGACGCCGACUGGAACGUCUCGACCGAGGAGCUUUCAGUGGAGAAGCCCGCCCCGGCGGGCAUCGACGAGUGGAGGACCCCCUCCCCGCUCCGCAAGAUCGAGCGCAAGGGCGAGUCCAACCUGGUCGACCGCUCCAAGAUGACCACCAAGAGCCUCACCCCGAUCGGCCGCGUCGACCCCAACGGCUUCGCGGCCCUGCUCGGAACGGACGUCAGCGAGGAAGACCUCGCUGGCGUCGGCUCCGGCAACGCGUUCGUCGACGACGCCCCGCCGUCGUCGACGACGCCCUUGGAGACGGAGCCGGCCUCGACGUGCUCCGGCUUCCGCUUGCGCUUCGGCAAGUUCUGUUCGACCAACCUGUGUUCGACCAACCUGCUGUGCAUCUUCUUCUCCGUGGUAAUCGGUCUGGGCUGCUCGGCCUUUGCUCUGUCCUCGUACGGCUCUGGCGGCGUCUCCGAGCUCCUCGAGUCGGUUCUCGACCUCUCCAACACCACGCCAGAGAACGAGUUCAGCCCAACGGUGCGCGGAACGGCGAUUGCAUCGCCUGCGGCGCUCCCGACCGAGACUGAGACUGCGUGCGGCGCCCUCGUUGCUCCGUUCAACCCUGCGCCCGACCCCGUGCCCGACCCCGUCGUGCCGGGCGCUUCUCACCUCGACCUUGCCAAAAUUUUCUGGUUCUUCGGACCCGCCUUGCUCCUGACCGAUCUCCUUCCAGGAGCGAAGGCGCAGCCGUCAUCUCCACCCCCCACGCCGUGGCCCUUCUUGCUCGCUUUUGUCGCCGGAGAGUGCAUCGACGAUAUCCACAAGGUGCGCUCCGCAGACGCUUGCCUGGAGCUCGGUGGCAGUUACACCAGCUCGACUGGUGCUGUGACCGACUACGCCACGAUCGUGAACAUGUACAGCAGCGGCUCUGGCGUCGCGAUCUCGAGCAGGCACGGCCUUGGUCAAGAGCGGUUUCACUUUUGA
Molecule: messenger RNA, 2559 nt
Organism: Emiliania huxleyi CCMP1516
Lineage: Eukaryota; Haptophyta; Isochrysidales; Noelaerhabdaceae
Exons: 18
Coding region: 1-2559 (852 amino acids)
Source: RefSeq, a predicted model, not a curated record